AUGUGGACAACAAAGCAGCUCUGCAUCGCAGUUCUGAUCACCUUCUUUUCUCCGCUUAUCGUGCGACAUUUGAUAUUGAACAGCCCCAUAUCAGGAACAUCCCGCUAUCAAAUUCUCCAUGCCAAUCCCCUUGCAUGGCUCAGCAACCGAGUGGACGCAGAUGCACCAACAGCCAAUCCGGCGAAUGCGCAGGUGGUAUCAUUACCAGCAGAUGAUUCAAGCAGCCUGGAUCCCAAUCCCAGAAAUUCCUCUGCAAGGGUGGUAUCAUCACCAGCGGAUGAUUCAAGCAACCUGGAUCCUAGAAACUCCUCGACUGAAAGACUACACUGGCUAAACACAUGGAACCAUAUGAAGCAGCUAACCAACGUAUCCACGGGCCUUCCCCAUGCGACUAAAGCGAUCAAAGAUGCAAGAACCGCAUGGGAAAACUUGAUGGCAACGGUUCAAAAUGCAACUUCUCCGGGAAUAGAGAAGGGGAGGCUCUGCCCAUACUCAGUUCGCAGAAUGGACGCUUCCAAGUCGGCGGGCGGUCACUUUACCAUGGACAUACCGUGUGGGCUUGUCGUUGGUUCUUCCAUAACUGUCAUAGGCACUCCUGGCAGCCUGUCUGGUAACUUUUGGAUUGAUCUUGUCGGGACGGCACUCCCGGGGGAACCUGAAGAACCCAUUGUGUUGCGGUACGGUGUUCGUCUAACCGGCGAUAAACUUGCUCAAGGUCCGGUCAUAGUGCAGAACGCCUUCACUGCAAGUAAUGGCUGGGGUUUUGAGGAUCGUUGUCCCAGCGGCCACUCCAACAAUGCAACUCAAGUGGAUGAUUUGGAGAGAUGUAAUUCCAUGGUGGGCAGAGAAGAAAAGAGCAUAAAGAACUCUACACAUCACGCUGGUCCCAAGCAAGGUGGAAAACCAAGCACAUAUUUUCCUUUUAAGCAGGGAUACCUUGCUAUCACAACUCUCCGGAUAGCGCUAGAAGGAAUCCAUAUGACGGUUGACGGGAAACAUAUUACUUCAUUCGCAUACAGAGCGGGCUCCGAACCUUGGUUUGGUACUCAAGUAAGGAUUUCUGGUGACUUCAAGCUAGCAAGUGCCAUUGCAAGUGGACUGCCUACCUCCGAAGACUUGGAAAAUAGCCUCGAUCUUGAUAUGCUGAAGUCAUCACCUAUUCCAGACGGCAAAGAUCUCGACCUUCUGAUCGGCAUCUUCUCAACAGCAAACAACUUCAAGCGUAGAAUGGCGAUUCGAAGGACGUGGAUGCAAUAUGAUGCAGUGCGUAACGGAACAGUUGCGGUCCGAUUUUUCGUUGGCCUGACCAAUGCUGUGUCAGCCAAGUAUCUGAUGAAAACAGACGAUGAUGCUUUUGUUCGAGUGCACGAAAUCUACUCCUCGGUAAAACAGUUGAAUGUCAGCAACGGUCUGCUCUAUGGUCGCAUCAAUUCAGAUUCAGGUCCUCACAGAAAUAGUGAAAGCAAGUGGUACAUAAGCCCGGAGGAAUGGCCUGAAGAGAGAUACCCACCAUGGGCUCAUGGACCAGGAUAUGUGGUUUCAGAAGACAUUGCAAAGACAAUCAACAUUUGGUAUAAAACAAGUCGUCUGAAGAUGUUCAAACUAGAAGAUGUGGCAAUGGGCAUAUGGGUUGACGAAAUGAAGAAGGGCGGUUUACCCGUGAGAUACGAAACAGAUACGAGGAUUCACACUGAUGGUUGUAAGGAGGGGUACAUUGUUGCUCACUAUCAACAACCAAGGAAUAUGCUAUGCAUAUGGGAGACACUCCUAAGGACAAAUCAAGCAAUGUGCUGCAACUAA
This is a messenger RNA of Triticum aestivum (bread wheat), 1800 nucleotides long. RefSeq names its product beta-1,3-galactosyltransferase GALT1-like. Gene Ontology annotation, cellular component: Golgi membrane. The transcript is spliced from 7 exons. Gene Ontology annotation, molecular function: carbohydrate binding; galactosyltransferase activity. Lineage: Eukaryota; Viridiplantae; Streptophyta; Magnoliopsida; Poales; Poaceae. The record is from RefSeq and is a predicted model, not a curated record. Bases 1 to 1800 code for a protein of 599 amino acids.